AUGCCGUCAGAAAAAGAGACUACCCCGCCACUGCACAUCUCGAUAUCAGGAUCUGAUGCCGAGGGGCACGAAACACCCAAGACGCCGCGAAGUAGCAGUGGCUGGGACGGCAAAUUACGAGUAGAAAAGAAGCUCGAACUCGCAAACCCAGAAGCUCUGUCAGAUCCAGAGUACUCAGACGACGAGAAUGUGGUUCCUGGAGAGACCAUCGACGCAGAUGAAGACCUCCUUGACGACUAUCCUCUAGAUACAGAAGAAAUUGACUGUGUCCACGCCCGCAUAUCCUCCAUCUCCUCCCUCAAACUCGAGCGCUUCACCUCCGUCACCCGCCUCUGCCUACGCCAAAAUAGCAUCACAGAUAUCGAAGCCCUGUCAUGUCUAGCUAGCACGCUCACCGACCUCGAUUUAUACGAUAACCUCAUCGCCCACAUCCGAAAUCUCGAAUCUCUCGUCAAACUCACCAAUCUUGAUUUGUCAUUCAACAAAAUCAAGCAUAUAAAACACAUUUCUCACCUCGUGAAUCUCACCGAUUUGUACUUUGUGCAGAACAAGAUUGGUACGAUCGAGAACCUGGAAGGCUUGACGAAAUUACGGAAUCUAGAACUAGCAGCGAAUAGGAUACGAGAAAUCAAGGGGUUGGAGACCUUGGUGGGGUUGGAGGAGCUAUGGUUUGGGAAGAAUAAGAUUACUGAGAUGAAGGGACUAGAUUCGUUACAGAAUCUCAAAAUCAUCUCUAUACAAUCGAACCGGAUCCGGGAGAUUUCUGGGCUGGAGAAUCUGCCACAACUAGAAGAACUCUAUAUCUCGCACAACGCCCUCACGACCUUUGAAGGACUGGAACACGUUACGAGCUUGCGGGUUCUGGAUGUCAGCAAUAACCAGAUCUCGAGUCUGAAGGGGAUCGAGCAUCUGAAGGAGCUGGAGGAGUUGUGGGCGAGCUAUAACAAGAUUGCUGAUUUUGCUGAGGUGGAGACUGUGCUUGGCGACAAGAAGAAGUUGAAUACGGUUUACUUUGAGGGCAAUCCGUUGCAACUAAGAGGCCCUACUUUGUAUAGAAAUAAGGUGCGGUUGUCGUUGCCACAGGUUAUGCAGAUUGAUGCUAGUAAGUCUUGCUCUUGCCUUCUUGUUCGCGGCCAGAGCUAA
This is a messenger RNA of Mollisia scopiformis, 1143 nucleotides long. RefSeq names its product L domain-like protein. The transcript has 2 exons. The coding region runs from base 1 to 1143 and encodes 380 amino acids. Lineage: Eukaryota; Fungi; Ascomycota; Leotiomycetes; Helotiales; Mollisiaceae. The record is from RefSeq and is a predicted model, not a curated record. Gene Ontology annotation, molecular function: protein binding.